AUGUCAACUGUACCAUCCAAAGUAGAGGGUUCAUUACUGUCAACUUCAACCACGCUUGCUGAAGAAGAGCAAGAAUCAGGUUUAAGAUACGCCGCUUAUGCUAAUAGAUUUAGAACCAUCUUAUUAGCUUCUCAUAGAUAUGUGGCUUAUACUUCUGAUAUUGGUGAAUCAUUCCGUCCCGUGGCUCAUCCUUGGUUAGUUAGAAUGGGGUACGGUGUAUCAUGGUUAUAUAUUUUAGGUGAUGUUCUGUAUUUCUCUUGGAUUGUUAAAUUGAAAUCAGAAGGUCGUUAUACUCCAGGUUUAAAACCUUGGCAUAAUGCUUAUCCUGAAGCUGAUCCUGAAGCAGCUGCUGCUUUUAAAACUCAAAAUCCUUCACUUGUUGAUUCAGAUUGGAGAUUAGUUGCUGUUAAGAGGGGUAUUUUCCAAAGUAUUGCAUCAAUGGGUUUACCAGCUUUUACUAUUCAUAGUGCAGUUAGAUAUUCUUCCAUAUUAUUUAAAAAUUCGGGUAUUAAUGUCUUAAAAACAUAUGGUCCAGUGGCAAUUGGUUUAGGUAUUGUUCCUGUUUUACCUUAUAUCUUUGAUGAACCAGUUGAAGCUGUUGUUGAUUGGGUAUUUGAAAAGGGUGAACACUUAUAUAAAGGUAAGAAGUUUGAAUAG
This is a messenger RNA of Scheffersomyces coipomensis, 657 nucleotides long. RefSeq lists its product as uncharacterized. The transcript has a single exon. Lineage: Eukaryota; Fungi; Ascomycota; Pichiomycetes; Serinales; Debaryomycetaceae. The coding region runs from base 1 to 657 and encodes 218 amino acids. Gene Ontology annotation, cellular component: mitochondrion. The record is from RefSeq and is a predicted model, not a curated record. Gene Ontology annotation, biological process: mitochondrial fission.